UUUUAUCUAUAUAUAUUGCAUAAUCUUUCAUAUGCUUCUUCAUUCACAACUCACACACUUCAUUGUCUUCUCUUUCUCUUCAAGCUCUAGAUAUUUUUAUAUUUUAUUUUCUAUGGCUACAUUUACUAAAUUAUGUGUUACAUUUUCCAUUCUAGUUUCUCUCUUAGCUUGUUUUACCAAUGCACAACUUUCUCCUAACUUCUAUGGAAGAACUUGUCCUACCCUUCAAUCCAUUGUGCGUAGUGAAAUGACCAAAGCUAUCAAUAAUGAAGCUAGGAUUGGUGCUUCUAUACUUCGUUUGUUCUUCCAUGAUUGCUUUGUCAAUGGAUGUGAUGGAUCUAUUUUAUUGGAUGACACUGCGACAUUUACCGGUGAAAAAAAUGCAGGACCUAACAAAAAUUCAGCUAGGGGUUUCGAAGUUAUUGAUACUAUUAAAACUAGUGUUGAAGCUUCUUGCAAUGCCACCGUCUCUUGUGCUGAUAUUCUAGCACUUGCUACUAGAGAUGGAAUAGCUCUGCUUGGAGGACCCUCAUGGAUAGUACCACUUGGAAGAAGAGAUGCAAGAACAACAAGCCAAAGUGCAGCCAACAGCCAAAUCCCUGGACCAUCAUCUGACCUUGCAACACUCACUAAAAUGUUCCAAAACAAAGGUCUAACAUUAAAUGACCUAACUGUCCUUUCUGGUGCACACACAAUAGGCCAAGCAGAAUGUCAAUUUUUCCGAACUCGAAUUUACAAUGAAACCAACAUUGACACAAACUUUGCAACUUCAAGAAAAACAAAUUGUCCUGUUUCUGGUGGUGACACUAAUUUAGCACCUCUUGAUUCUCUUACUCCAACUACAUUUGACAACAAUUACUAUAAUGACCUUAUUGCUAAUAAAGGACUUUUACAUUCUGAUCAAGUUCUUUUCAAUGGUGUUGGUUCUCAAGUUUCUUUGGUUAGGACUUAUAGUAGAAAUAGUAUUGCUUUUAGAAGAGACUUUGCUGCUGCUAUGGUGAAGAUGAGUAGAAUUAGUCCUCUCACCGGGACAAAUGGGGAGAUAAGAAAGAAUUGUAGACUUGUGAAUUAAUUUUUCAUGAGUCGGAGGGCUUAUUAGCAAUUAAAUAAAUAUUGUGUUAAAGGUUUAUGAGAAA
Molecule: messenger RNA, 1136 nt
Organism: Trifolium pratense (red clover)
Lineage: Eukaryota; Viridiplantae; Streptophyta; Magnoliopsida; Fabales; Fabaceae
Product: peroxidase P7-like
Exons: 3
Coding region: 32-1072 (346 amino acids)
Biological process (GO): hydrogen peroxide catabolic process; response to oxidative stress
Molecular function (GO): peroxidase activity; heme binding
Source: RefSeq, a predicted model, not a curated record